Molecule: messenger RNA, 975 nt
Organism: Xiphias gladius (swordfish)
Lineage: Eukaryota; Metazoa; Chordata; Actinopteri; Istiophoriformes; Xiphiidae
Product: dickkopf-related protein 1-like
Exons: 4
Coding region: 157-918 (253 amino acids)
Biological process (GO): negative regulation of canonical Wnt signaling pathway; multicellular organism development
Cellular component (GO): extracellular region
Molecular function (GO): co-receptor binding; receptor antagonist activity
Source: RefSeq, a predicted model, not a curated record
UUCCAAGCAUCGUGCCGGAGCGCUUUGGAAACUUUGGGAUUCAGGAUUCAAGGCCACUUUGGACUUUGUCACUCGGUCAUUUUUUUCAGCCAGACAGAAGGGAUUUUUUUUUCUUUUCCGUGUGUUUGCAGCACAGCAGCAUUUAAGGGGAGAAUCAUGCAGUCACCGUCAGCGCGUCGCGUCUUGGCUGUGUAUCUCACGCUGUUUGGAUACCUUGGGGACGUUUACGCGGGUACAGUCCUGAUGAAUUCCAACGCCAUCAAAAACUUGCCCGGAGCUUCGGGCGGCAAAGGUGCCAACACUGUCAGUCCGAGUCCGCGCACCUCACCCCCCGGUAGCAUGGGACACAAAUUACCCGCAGACACCUUGCAGCAAUCGGGUGUUUGCACGGAUGAUGAAGACUGCGGAGGCGAUGAAUUCUGCAACGACGCCCGAGGCGCCUGUCUGCCCUGCCGUAAGAGCCGGAAACGUUGCGCACGGGACUCCAUGUGUUGUGCAGGAAACCGCUGCAGCAAUGGUGUUUGCCAGGCAAAUGAUAUAGAUGGUACAGAGGCAUCCAUCAUCACUGGCUUGCACAAACACAACAGCACCAUGGAGCAUCAAGCCAAGAGGCCUCCCACUGCCCACGGUCAUCAGCCUCAUGCUGUGAAAGGCCAAGAGGGGGACACUUGCCUGAGAUCUGCAGACUGCUCAGAGGGUCUCUGCUGUGCCAGACACUUCUGGUCUCGCAUCUGCAAGCCCGUGCUGACGGAUGGCCAGGUGUGUACGCGCCACCGCAGGAAAGGCACCCACGGCUUGGAGCUGUUCCAGCGCUGUGACUGUGGCGACGGCCUGGCCUGCCGACCAGAGAAAGGAGAGCGAGACCACAGUGUCAGCAGGACUGCAGCCCGGAACCUACACACCUGUCAGAGACGCUGACACAAACACGUGGACACGCACAGAGACAGAAAUGCAAACUCACACACACACACACAC